AUGAUGGCAUGUCCACCGACAAAGCGCUAUAUGGAGCUCCCGCAUUGCCCCAACCAAGGCACUGUGGAAAAUCCCAUGUCCAACGGGGUACGCUUUUCGUCUCACAGCCAGUUCAACAACGGGUCCAAAACACAUCAGCAUCUCAUGUCCUAUGUGCCACCCCAAACACCGGGCGGAAUGGACUCGCGGGCUGCAGAAUCACCCGUACAGCGGCUCGUCAAGCCCGGUUCAUCAAUUACCACGAUGGACCUUGGCCCGGCUCGCAGUGUGUCGCUUUCGGGAAGUUCGAGCCCGGCGAGAGCGGCGAAGAGUGAUGGUCUUCAAUCUUGUCUGUGUCAACUCUCUCGACAAAGCAUAUGGCGGGCACUUGUUCCCAGUGCUGUUGAUGCGGAGGACCCAGCGAAAGCUAUCGUGGAGAAGGUGCAACAACAGAUCGAUUGCGUACAGCAGAUAACAGUCGCAACGAAAGCUACGACUGAUUCUAUAAAGUCUGAACUUCGUACUGAUAAUAUCAAAAGCUGGCUUGAUCCCCCCGACCCAUCUACAAUUGCCAACCACGCCAAAGAGCUACACCAUGAGGGAACAGGCGCGUGGCUCCUGGAGGACCCUAUCUUCUGGUCGUGGUAUUCGGGGUCAUGUCGACAUAUGUGGCUGUACAGGCUCGCGGGAAGCGGAAAGACCAUUCUCAGUAUUACCGUCCUUGACCACCUCGCGAUGGGAAACAACGGUCCUAUCCUCAAAUUUUUCUUUGACUUUAGUAACACCAAAAAGCAGACUUAUGAAAGCAUGCUGAGGUCGCUUAUAUUCCAGCUUUAUGAUCUGCCGUUCAUCUUCAUGCGUUAUUUCAAGUGCAUCAGAAUCGGAAAAGCCAACCUGAGAUAA
Penicillium diatomitis is the source of this 882-nucleotide messenger RNA. RefSeq names its product PfsNACHT and ankyrin domain protein. NCBI's taxonomy places the organism in Eukaryota, Fungi, Ascomycota, Eurotiomycetes, Eurotiales, Aspergillaceae. The record is from RefSeq and is a predicted model, not a curated record. Bases 1 to 882 code for a protein of 293 amino acids. The transcript has 3 exons.